AUGAGCAGCAGCGCCGAUAGCGAGACGCAACCAUUCGAACAAAAGAGAUUCCAAGAUGUCGCACUGAGAAAAAUCUUCCUGCAGAGAGCUCUCCCCCCCCCCUCCAACCCCCCUUUCCCGGCAGCGGGGGAUGCUCGGGGGCUGCGGGCACACGGGUGGCUCCCCCUGGCGCGGCCACAUCACUGCGCGGGGUGGAACCGCAGCGCGGAAAACACCGCCGAAAGGACCCGAGCGCGGACGACGGGGCCGCCUCGGUCCAGGAAGGGGGGCCUUCCCCAUUUUGCUGCGCCACACCUGCCCGAGCUCCGCCGAGUGGCGUUGGGUAAUCGAGGAAAGAAGAAACGGAGACACACACAGACACACACACACACACACACACACACACACACACACGCACGCACACAAAAAAGGCAGCAGUGCCCCAAGGCGUGCCGGAUCCGGCGGGCGGGGCCGUGCCAUCGCCCCACUGCCACGAGAGCGGCGUGGAACAAUGCGGCAGAAGGGGGAGAAGCGGGCGGUGCUGCUGUGCCUGCGGGGCGCUGCGGCCGUGGGCUCGGGGCGUGGGUGCUCCUCCGGGAGAGCGACACGCGGGGUCAGCGGUCUGUAAAUGCACACAGCCCGAAUGCGGAACGCAUCCAACACUCCCUUUGGCCGCUUUGCUGCAUGAGCACACCCUAUAAAUGGGGUCGAUGUCGUAGAAUCGGAGAAUCGUUUGAGUUGGAAAGGAUCCCUAAAGGUCAUCCAAUCCGAUCCCUCUGCGAUGAACAGGGACAUCUACAGCUCUAUCGGGUCGCUCCAAGCCCCGUCCAGCCUGACCCGGGAUUUAGACAAAUGCAGGUCCCCAGAUCAUAGAAUCAUAGAAUCACCAACUUUGGAAGAGACCUCCGAGAUGGUCCAGUCUAACCGUCCAGCCAAUAUUUUCCCACUAAACUAUGGGGAUUUCAAGCUGCCUUUGGACAUUCUUUUGUCCUAACCGGAGACGUGUGGGGUAUCCCCGACUUCUCCUCCCGUGUGCAAGGAAUGAAGGAGGAGAUCUCUGUCAAGAAGUGGGGAGAAAACACGGAACGGCUGAAAAGAUGGGGAGCUCU
Gallus gallus (chicken) is the source of this 1088-nucleotide messenger RNA. RefSeq lists its product as uncharacterized. The transcript has 2 exons. The coding region runs from base 1 to 852 and encodes 283 amino acids. The record is from RefSeq and is a predicted model, not a curated record. Lineage: Eukaryota; Metazoa; Chordata; Aves; Galliformes; Phasianidae.